GUGAUUGCCAGUCAGAUCAUGUGAGCGUUGUUGGCAGCUAGCACUCUGUCGUAGUUUCUCAUCCCAUCGAUGUGUCAUCAACACAAUUCAAGAGAGAGGUGUGAUACUGUCUAUGCUAUUGUUUUGGUUCCAAUUAUAAGGUAUAUCAUUUGCAAGUUAUUGAAACAUUUGCAUAAUCAAAAUGGCAGGAGAAACGAAGAAAAAGAAAGGUUUCCAUGUCGACGAGUCUGAGCUGAUGUGUAAGAAGGGAUGUGGCUUCUACAGCAACCCAGCGUGGGGCGGUUACUGCUCAAAAUGCUAUCGUGAAGUCUACCAUAAAGCACGCCAAGCCCAAAUCGAAAGUGAUGAGAUGCUGGCCAGAAAGUUGGACCAGGAAGAGAAAAAAGCUUUGGAAGAACAAAAACAUGCACAGUCAGCUGUACCCUCAAAACCAUUUAGUAAAUUUGAAGAAAAGAAAAGACAACGUAACAACGCAAAAUCUAAAUCCGUGAAAACGUUAUUCAAGAAAUCCCCAACUAGUUUACCAAGUAAAAGUGCCAGUACAGAUGUAUCGCAUUCUGCACUUGAGCGGCAACUUAGUACAGAAAGUGAGAAAGCGUUUAAUAAUUUCUCCGAGUUCUUGAAAUUCAUGAAUAAACCAGCAGCCACUGAUAUAGCAAAGCUUUGUAAAGGAAUCGUUGAACGCAUACAAAAGUCAACAGACCUGACCAUAGAAGAACAAUCGGAAUUAGUGCAAGACUUCUACCAUAGCAUUGAAGAACGAAUGAAUACAAGUCCAACCUUUAGAAAUUUAACAGAAGAACAAUGUGACAAAAUACUCGAUCAUAUAGAAAAGUUCAUUAUGACACAGUUGUACUCUUUGUUGUUCUGUCCGCCACUAACUGAUGAUGAGCAGAAAGAUCUAGCCAUUCAGAAUCGCAUACGACGGUUACGCUGGGUCUCCACAGAAAUGCUAGAAGCACUGAUUGAUGAGAAUAAUGAAAAUGUGUGUAAACUGAUCGAGCAGGCUGAAACUGAAUUAAUAGAAAUGAAUUCUAAACGAGCGCCUGUAGACAAGCUAAGUUGUGUAGUAAAUUGCUGUAAGCUUGUGUUUAAGAUGUUGCAAGUAACCAAAGGGGCCCCUGCCAGUGCCGAUGACUUUCUGCCAGUUCUUAUUUACACUGUGCUUAAGGCAAAUCCACCACGACUCCACUCCAACGUUCAGUAUAUAACCCGCUUUGCCAAUCCACAGCGGAUAAUGAAGGGAGAACCAGGAUACUACUUCACAAAUUUGUGUUGCGCAAUAACCUUCAUAGAGAAUCUAGAUGCUCAAUCGCUUGCAAUUAGUCAACAAGAUUAUGAGGACUACAUGGCGGGUAAAAAGGUCCCUCCUGGUUCCGAAGAAAGUGAGCCAAUAUGCGACGGUCUCAGGCUCAUGUACACAAAUUUAACAACUUUAGAGGAGCUGCGCUUCAGACAGAAUCGAUUGCUAGAUGAUGCAAAAAUGCUGCAAAGAGAAAUUAAAGAAUGGAGGGAGAGUGUAACAAGACAAGUAGAGGAGGAACUAGCAAGCAAACCAGUAAUUACUACCACAUCAGUUUUACCUGUGGAUAUUAGUGCAGAUCUGAAUCAAGAUCAUUUUGCUUUACUUCCAGCACCCCUUAAACCAGAAGUGGUAGGGUCCAACUAGAGUGAGUGCAGGCAUUUACAUAUGGUUGAAUACAGGUGCAAAUAUUUGUAAAUUCUUAGCAAACUUUACUGUUUAUUCCGCAUUUAUUUUUGUUAAAUUAUUAAUGAGAAUUUGUGAAUGUUAAAUUAAAAGAAGUUCUUUAAAACCUUGUGAUCUUUAGAGAUAAAAAUGUGUAUUUAGAAAUAUACCUCUCUUUUAAAUAAGCUAUUAUCUUUAUUCUUAAUGUUGUUUUUACCAAAAUGGAGAUUGGUACCGUAAAUGAUGUAAUAAGAGCUUCCUUUAAAUAAGUGUUGCUUUCGAAUAAGCACUGCUCCAAGCUUAUUUAAAAUAUAUUAUAUAUAUAAAUAUUUAGGAGCUUACUUGAGAGUAUGUUACCCAGUGUUUCUUGUUUUCAUAUCAUCAGGACACUAUUAUCCUACUGAUUGCUCAUGUAUUAAUUAAUGCUAACAUAGAAAAAACUCAGAUACAGAUAGGCCUAUAUACAGCACAUGACGGUACUUUUUAAAAACUUCCAAUAGUUUAUAAUAAGCAUCAACUCUCAAAUAAGCACCUCGAAUAUUAUAAGCACGACAGUGAUUCCUCUAAGAUAUCUAAAAGGCACAGUGCUUAUUCGAUCAUUUACAGUACAGUAUUUCAACUCUAAAGGUAACUAUUUAUUUGAUUAAUUAAUAAUAUUACUAUUUUACAUUGUUUUUAAUCAUUUUUUCGUGUUAUAUUUAUUUCUAUGCUGAAAUAGUUAUCUAUGCUACUUUAAUAUUUAUCUCUUUAAAUAGUACUGUUAAUAAUAUUACUUUGAUUGAGACAAUUCUCUUUGGCUAUGAUUUUUAAACAUUGUUUAUAAUCCAGUGCUGUUGUAUUAGAUUUCGAAACAAGUUUUAGGAGGAGUCAUUUAGAAAGUUACAGUAUCUUAAGACUAUAGCAGUUAUUUCAAAUUUGUAACAGGCCUGUAACCAGGUGGACCUUUAUAGUUUGGCUGAAUCCCCAUUUUCAAGCGAACCCCUUUGGUGAACCAAGCCACACCCAGCCUUCCCAUUGUAUCAAAUACAGUCAGUCAAAGUGAUGAUGAAAUUCACCAUUUACAUGCUAGCUUCAGGGGCUUUAAGGUAAAUAAGACCAGUGCAUGUAAAAGUUAAAUUCAAACAAGCUUAAAACUGGUUAAUUUUUAUUCCAAUAUCAAGAGACCAAACAUGGGUAUUAUUUUCCUGCAUAAAUUUCUGCAUAUGAUAGCUAAUUAGCAUAUUUGCAUAGAUAACUCGGGAAUCACCUAUCACCAAAUGAGUUGCUAUUGGAAGGCUUAUGAGAUACUGAUACAGGGGAAGAAUUAAAAGUUAAACACAUUUAAAUUUGGUAAAUUUAAAUAUUUCAAAUAAAGACAUGUAUUUUCUAAAAGAAUAACAGUACGCACAAAUUAGUAAUUAGGUUGUAUUUGAAGAAAUUAUUGCAAUUUUAUCAAUUUUUUUUAUUCAUCCACAAGAGCAACUCUUUCUAUACAUGUUGAAAAUAUUUCAGCUUGUAAUAAUAGAGAACUGGUGUUUGCAGAAACGUGGCAACAUGGGUCAAAAUCAAAUUCUGUGAUACUGGCCAUUUAAAAAUAAUUAUAUUGGUUGACGACCGAGUCGAACUCGCAUUAUAUGAAUGCCUAAUUCCAUUUAAAACAUCCCUAUUCCAUAUUCUUCUCCUUCCCUUUUUUUAAAUCUAUAUAACCUUUCUUGAUGGCCCUUAGUAUCUGUCUUCUUUUUUUCCCCUUUAUCAGAAGUCUGAAAAAUGAAGGCGUUUUAAAUUUGGUCGAUGCUAUUAAUUUUUUAGUAUUGUGCCAUGUCUCGAUAUUAAAUUUUCUAACAGCAUUAGCUGUACAACCAUCUCAGUUAUUGAAAGAGGAUACUGCAUUUGCUACUGCAAUCUCCAUUAAGUUUCUGCCACAAUACACCUCCUUCGAGCAGUGCUUCCAUAUCAUCCCAUGCCAAUAGGUCUUUGUGGCCAAGAUCACAUCAAUCACUGCUGUCAUGUUAGUGACAAUGAUAUAAUACUACAGCGGCUGCGUUCUUGGAACGGAUAAUACUGGAAGCUCGAACCAUACUCUCACAAACACAUUACUCAAGUGACAUAAAGUUAUACUUUUUCCCUUUGUAUAGGCUCUCGCAUGUUCAUAGUACAGAAACCUUUACAUCGCAUUCAAGCUGGGAAUGUUAGAAGGUCAUCUUCAGAUGUAAAUGUUUCUUUUGGGGCAUGUACUUCUUCUAAAGCAGGUUGGUCUUUGCUGGAGGGGCCAUCUUGGUUUUCACAUUUCCUCUUACCAAAAAAAUUUAUUUUUUACUCCUACAAGAGUUCAUGCUCCAGAUCCCUUGCAAAAGUCGCUCUUUCUCUGAACACUGUCGGGUGCCUGUUUAACACCCCCCCCCCCCACCUCCUUGAUCUCUCAUCCUUGUAGGUAACCACUUAUUAAAUUAUGCCUGGUUACGGGCCUGGGUAACCAGCCAACCAUUAUUGUUGUUCUGAAAGUGUUUUCCCUUGUAUUUAGAUAAUCAUUGUGAAAAUGUCUGGAAAAAUAUAAUUUUCUAUUAUUCUUCAUUAAUAGAUUUUAUCAUGCGAGUAGUAAUUAUAGCAUUAUUAUGAAAGUACUGGAUUACUUGGUUAAGACUCACUUCAAGAAGCAUUUGUGUAUUUUUUUUCUCCAAAUUAAAAUGUCCAUAUAAAAAAAACCCCAGUCAGUGGCGGAUCCAGGGGGUGGCAAAUAGGGUGCUCGCCCUUCCGGCAGCAGUCAAUAAGUGUGAAUAUUUUUGGUAAGAGAUUAAAGUGGCUAGAACUCCAAAGCUGGACCCCCACAAUAUGUAAAGCUGGCCCUUCACUGUGUAUGACGGUCGUCGUCUGAUGCUUUACUUUAUGGAGAGCGCAAUACCAUGAUGUGCAUGCGGAUAGAUCGUUUUUAUUGAUGAUCUGUUCAGACUGCCACCUCCAGUGAGUGGAGGUGGAUUCGACGGCUGACUGUGGUAUGACCGUCGUACGACGCAGUGAGUGGGCCGGCUUUAGGGAACACGUACCCCAAAACCUUCCUCUCUCAACCAUAGGGAAGGAUCUCCAGUGCUACCACUAGUUUAGCUGACAGAGCUAAAGGCGAGACUUGUUUUAUUCCUUGUUUCGCUUAUUUUAUUUUUUUAAAGGUUGUCAGAGGAGGGCUAAAAAAAUAAAAAUUAAUUUUCUUUUCUUACUUAGCAAAUUGUGUUGCCAAAAACAUCCAGACAGAGGAGAAAAUAAGAAUAAAAUUUUAUUGUUGAAUGUAAAGCAUGUAGUAAUGGUAAAUGCUUAGGUUUAUAUAAUUAGUAAGAAAUUUAUAAAAUUAUAUUUUGUUUUUGGAGAUUUCAAGGCAUCUUCGGCGUAAUAAACUUUUUUUUUCUGCAAUUUUCAAUUUUUCGUGGAGGCUGGUGCGCUAAUUGGCCAAAAAUAAAAUUUUAUUUUUAUUCGUAAGCAUCAUUUGCAGGCAGCGGGUUCACUGAACAAGGUAUUAAAAAGGUUUCGCCUGUUGUGAAUUCAAAAUUAUCAUGAAAUAUAUUUGCAAAUUAUAAAGACCAGAAUUUUAAACUUGAUUUUGUCAAACAUUGUCAUAGUUUACCAAUUAGAAUUGUAUGCUGUGAAUUUAAAACAACCAUAUCCAGGAGAAUUAAGUUAAGUCUUGUACUUUUAAAGAAAAAAAUGCUUUGAAUUUGGUACGCUAGUAUUUUUAAAUACCGGUAACUCAAUGAUAGUAAACACAUUAUUCUGAAUGGUCAUUUCUAUUCUGUGGGACAUCACCAUGGUGAUUUAUCUUGCAUAAACAAACAAGAUACAAUCAUUGUAUCUUGUUUGUUUGUAUCAUGAAGUUAGAUUGUGGGGUUUUAUCCCAGUUCCUUCAACUUUUAAAAUUAAUGUGUUGUGAGUCGGAUGGUGCAAAGUUCCAAAGAUUUAGAAUUUCUUCAAUAAAGUUUGUUAGAUUGGAAUACUUAAAUCUAAAAUCAAUCAUCAGUUAAAAUCUUAUUGCAACAAUCAGAUUGUGUGAAAUAAAGUGACUACCACCAUGUGA
Anneissia japonica is the source of this 5723-nucleotide messenger RNA. RefSeq names its product rab5 GDP/GTP exchange factor-like. Gene Ontology annotation, cellular component: endocytic vesicle; cytosol. The coding region runs from base 182 to 1669 and encodes 495 amino acids. Gene Ontology annotation, molecular function: small GTPase binding; zinc ion binding; DNA binding. Lineage: Eukaryota; Metazoa; Echinodermata; Crinoidea; Comatulida; Comatulidae. The record is from RefSeq and is a predicted model, not a curated record. Gene Ontology annotation, biological process: vesicle-mediated transport. The transcript has 7 exons.